Molecule: messenger RNA, 1449 nt
Organism: Marasmius oreades (fairy-ring Marasmius)
Lineage: Eukaryota; Fungi; Basidiomycota; Agaricomycetes; Agaricales; Marasmiaceae
Exons: 9
Coding region: 1-1449 (482 amino acids)
Source: RefSeq, a predicted model, not a curated record
AUGAGCUUCUUCCAAAAAGCCUAUCAGGUCUCGAUUGGACAGGGCACAUUUAGCGCGAUUACGGGAAACCAGACAAAUAACACCUACAAUCACUGUACUAUUAUCGAGCGGCAGAAGAAGAAACGUACGAUAUACGAUGAGUUCCCUGACAUCCAACGCGGACUUGUCCGCAGGCUGGAGGACCUUGAUCACAAAGAUUGUCUGUUACGCUGGAAUUCAAGGUUAGAAGAAUAUGAAGUAGAGUUCGCAGUCGAAAGAACCAUCAGCACUGCCAAGAUUCAUGGCGACAGCUCAUGUUUUACGGUGGUGUCGUAUAAGGGGCAGGAUGCGCAAAAGGCAUGGAAAAAGGACUUUCGACAGUUUUCUGAGACCACGAAUACGAUGAAAAUGCAACUGUUUGGGAUUAACCGGUCGAGUGUGCCUCUGCUAAUAUUUUAUGGAGAACUUCUGCCUCUCGCCCAUCUGUGGGAUAGGCUUGGAGAUUUCGGGCAAGGGUACGCUUGUACAUUGGCUUGCCGCGUAUGGAAUUGUCAAGAAUCUGAGGUGUGGUUAGAUCCAGCGCAAGGAACCUUGAUUCGUGGAGUGGAGGGGCCCAAUCGCAGCGGUCUAUUUCAUUUGACCAUUGGCACUUACGCCGAGAUGCUGCCAUCAAGCGUCGAACUUCUCGACGAAGAUGUUUGCUUCCGCUACUUCUCUCGGUUCCCAUUGGUCAAGGAAUUCGACAGAGACAUCAUCGACGUGCUGCACUUUCUGCCCCUGAGAGAACACGAGAUAUCUCCGAUUUUCAAUCGACCCUACGUCCUUUCUAGGAAGACAGAUUCCAUAAUAGCAGUCGGAAAUAGUGAAUGGAAAGCUGACUAUCACCCGAGGUGCCUUGACGACAAAGUUAUUAUGCCGGAUGGAAGAACGAGGUUCACUCUCACAAACAAAGACCCCAAGUUGAAAUUAUUCUUACUUGGCGAUCUGAAACCCUGGCUCUCACAGGCUUCAAGUGUCUUUGACAGACUCGGAAUCUCGUUGGAUGACGAUUUGUUGUCCUACAAGCUCAUCUUGCCACGUGCCAUAUUGAGUGGAUUUAUUGAAAAUUCACAACCCCGCUCGGAUGAUCAACCCAUAUACUUGUUCCUCCCUAUUUGUCUGCCAUCCGAAGGUGAUUUCGAGUUCACCCACACCUGGUCUUACGACGAAAACGGACAAACACCCAUCCCACGCCAUCAUUGUGAAGUCCUUGGUCUACCCAUUAAGCUUAGCCUGUAUCGCUUCGCAAGCGAGGCAUAUUACUGGCCUAGCGAGAUGUACAAAAGCAUCCACAAAUGGCAGACUGCAAGAGGUUUCGAUCCAACCACCACCGACUUCACACGUUACCUCGAAUAUCCCAUAUAUGAAGUGAGGCCAUCAGAAUCAGGCCAGUUUGAAGAACUGUGUGCUGCAGGCUCCUCUGAAGCAUAA